AAAAUCAAUUUGUCUGCCUUCUCUCUCUCUCUCUCUCUCUUCCUCUUCUUCUUACUGGCAAGCAAGCUGUCACUCUCUCUCUAAUAAGACAUGGGAAGCGUCGCUAACGGUGUCGCCGCCGCCGGUAGCGGCGGCAGGGGUGUGGACAAGGGCGUGGAUUACGCCAACUAUUUCUGCACCUACUCGUUUCUCUACCACCAGAAAGAGAUGCUCUGUGACCGUGUUCGCAUGAACGCUUAUUACAAUGCUGUUUUUGAUAACAGAGAUCACUUCUACGGAAAGACUGUGUUGGAUGUAGGAACUGGGAGUGGCAUUCUUGCAAUUUGGGCUGGGCAAGCGGGGGCGAAAAAAGUCUAUGCGGUAGAAGCAACAAAGAUGUCGGAACAUGCACGCGAACUUGUCAAAGCAAAUAACCUUCAGAAUGUUGUUGAAGUGAUUGAGGGUUCAAUAGAAGAUGUUAACCUGCCAGAGAAAGUUGAUGUAAUUAUCUCUGAGUGGAUGGGAUAUUUCCUUCUGCGUGAAUCUAUGUUUGAUUCAGUAAUUUUUGCACGUGACCGCUGGCUGAAGCCAACCGGGGUUAUGUAUCCGAGCAAUGCUCGCAUGUGGUUGGCACCCAUCCGGUCCAGAUUGGCAGACCACAAAAUGAGUGACUAUGAAGGAUCAAUGAGUGGCUGGUGUUCUUUUUUGGACGAGACUAAAACUUAUUAUGGUGUUGAUAUGAGUGUUCUAACUAAACCUUACUCUGAAGAGCAGAAAAAAUACUAUUUACAGACAUCACUGUGGAACAACCUUCAUCCAAAUCAAGUCAUAGGAACAGCUGCCAUCAUAAAGGAGAUCGAUUGUUUAACAGUGACAGUAAAUGACAUCCUUAAUGUAAGAGCAAGCAUUUCAUCAUCAAUAUCUGCUGAGGAAACGAGGCUAUGUGGAUUUGCCGGGUGGUUUGAUGUCCAUUUCCGAGGAAGUAAGGAGAAUCCAGCUCAACAGGAAAUUGAGCUGACCACUGCUCCCAGUGAAAAUCACAGCACGCAUUGGGGCCAGCAGGUGUUUCUCUUGCAUCCUCCUAUCUGUGUUGGCGAACGUGACAAUCUGAACAUGAAUUUCUCGAUGGUUCGAUCCAAGGAAAACCAUCGGUUGAUGGAAGUUGAGCUCAGUUGUGAGAUAAGAAAGUCUUCUGGUACGCUGCUUCCACCAAUGACGAACAGGUUUUACAUUGAGUGACAGACUGCUAACAUGGUCAUGGCCGGUUUCUGGGCCUCCAUCAGUUUUUACAAGGUCCAAUAGAGAAAAUUCUGCAUGUAAGCCUGCAGCAUGAUUCUUGACCACCAUAGUUGCAUACAUGGCACAGGGAGAGGUGAAGGCUCCAUUGCUAAAGGCCCAGUCUCCACUUGGGAUAUAUUUAUGUUGGAAAGAUCGAACUAACAUCAUUUGUUAAGAGUUCUGUUACUCUCCUGAAGUGUUUCAUUCUGGGAAGUAUUGCGGCAUACAUUUGUUGUCCACUAAAAUUUGAGUGUAUUGAUCACGUACUAUGAAAAGUUGUACCGGUUGUACUUUUUUUUUUUGUUGGUGGGGAAUCGGCUUUUGGUCUGACCUAGUGAUUUGUUGUGAUUCGGCUUGUUGGAGGUGUAGUUACCACUUUUAAUUACUUCGUAGCGCAUUCUAGCAUGGUUACUCAUAG
Molecule: messenger RNA, 1675 nt
Organism: Rhododendron vialii
Lineage: Eukaryota; Viridiplantae; Streptophyta; Magnoliopsida; Ericales; Ericaceae
Product: protein arginine N-methyltransferase PRMT10-like
Exons: 8
Coding region: 91-1218 (375 amino acids)
Biological process (GO): peptidyl-arginine methylation
Cellular component (GO): nucleus
Molecular function (GO): protein-arginine N-methyltransferase activity
Source: RefSeq, a predicted model, not a curated record